Messenger RNA from Kluyveromyces marxianus DMKU3-1042, 3342 nucleotides. RefSeq names its product karyopherin KAP123 (gene KAP123). Bases 1 to 3342 code for a protein of 1113 amino acids. The transcript has a single exon. Gene Ontology annotation, cellular component: cytoplasm; nucleus. The record is from RefSeq and is a predicted model, not a curated record. Gene Ontology annotation, biological process: protein import into nucleus. Gene Ontology annotation, molecular function: small GTPase binding; nuclear import signal receptor activity. NCBI's taxonomy places the organism in Eukaryota, Fungi, Ascomycota, Saccharomycetes, Saccharomycetales, Saccharomycetaceae.
AUGGACCAACAGUUUGUUGCUCAACUAGAGCAAACUCUAGGUGCUAUUGUCCAACCAGCUGGUAACCUAAAAGAUGCUACCAAAGCUUUGCAAUCACAGUUUUACACACAAGCUGCUGCAUUGCCAGCUUUGAUUCACAUCUUGCAAAACAGCACCAAUGAUGGUAUCAAACAACUAGCCGGUGUGGAAGCUAGAAAACAAGUUGCUAAGCACUGGGGUAGUCUCGAUGCUGCUACACAAUCUAGUAUCAAGCAAUCUUUGUUAAACUCAGCUUUCAGCGAAGAAAAGGAUGCUAUUCGUCAUGCUAAUGCUAGGGUGAUCGCAUCUAUUGGUUCUGAAGAACUAGACGAAAAGAAAUGGCCAGAAUUAAUCCCAAAUCUUUUGCAAGCUGCUUGUGACAGUAACCCAAAGAUUAGAGAAACCGCAGUCUUCAUCAUCCUUUCUCUAUUGGAGUCCUUUAACGCUAACUUGUCUUUGCACAUUGAUGACUUCUUGAACUUAUUCGCUCAAACCAUCAACGACUCUGCCUCUUUGGAGACUAGAUCAUUGUCUGCUCAGGCUCUAAGUUUCGUUUCCUCCUUAAUUGAAGAGGAAGGUGAUAUCAACCCUCAAUACGCCGCCAAAUUUGCUUCUUUGAUCCCAUCUGUUGUUCAAGUUUUGGACGCUACUAUUAAGGAAAAUGAUACCACUAACACAAAACUAAUUUUCAACUGUUUGAAUGAUUUCUUGCUAUUGGACUCUCAGUUGACCGGUAACUCCAUUGCUGACUUGGUCAAAUUGGCUUUGCAAAUUGCUGUUAACGUUGAUGUCGAUGAAGAUAUCAGAGUUUUCGCUGUGCAAUUUGUCACAUCUGCUUUGGUGUACAGAAAAUCGAAGAUCAACCAAGCUAAGCUAGGACCAGAGAUCACAUUGGCCGCUUUGAAGGUUGCUUCCGAAGAAAUCGAUGUUGAGGAUGAACUAACCAAUGAAGAUGAAGCUGGUGAAAACGAAGAAAAUACCCCUGCAUUGACAGCUAUCAGAUUGAUCUCUAAUGCUUCUGGCGAAUUAUCUCCAUCUCAAGUUGGUGUCCCAAUCAUUGAACAUUUACAAACUAUGUUGUCCUCUUCCAAUCCGUUUGAAAGAAGAGGUAUUCUAUUGGCUAUUUCUGUUCUGGUUUCUGGUUCCCCUGAUUAUACUUUGUCCCAAUUCGACAAAAUUAUUCCUGCUACCAUCACAGGUUUAAAGGAUUCCGAACCAGUUGUUCAAUUAGCUGCUCUAAAAUGUAUUGUUCAAUUGAGUACUAAUUUGCAAGAAGAAGUCGCUAGAUACCAUGAACAAUAUUUGCCAUUGGUAAUUGACAUCAUAGAUUCUGCUAAACAUGUGGUUAUCUAUAAAUAUGCCACUUUGGCUUUGGACGGUCUUUUAGAAUUUAUUGCCCACAAUGAUAUUAUCAAAUAUUUGGAACCUUUGAUGAACAAAUUAUUCCAAAUGUUGGAUACUCAACAGUCUCCAAAGCUAAGAGCUGCUAUCGUUUCGGCUAUUGGUUCUUGUGCCUUCGCUGCUGGUUCCGGAUUUGUUCCAUACUUCAAGACAUCAGUCCAAUACUUGCAACAAUUCAUUCAAAACGUCUCUCAAGUCGAAGGUUUGUCCGAAGAUGAGAUUGAACUAAAGGCUUUGACCUUCGAAAAUAUCUCUACGAUGGGCAGAGCUGUUAAGUCGGCUACUUUUGCCGAAGUUGCUGAACCAUUAGUUAAUGCAGCAUACGAAGCUAUCAAAACCGACUCUGCUAGAUUGAGAGAAUCUGGUUAUGCUUUCAUUGCUAACAUGGCUAAGGUUUAUGGUAAGGAAUUUGCUCCUUUCUUGCAAACCAUCUUACCAGAAAUCUUCAAGACCCUUGAACAAGAAGAAUAUCAAUUCAACUUUGAUGGCGAUGAAGAUUUCUUGGAAGGUAUCGAAGAUUUGGAUGAAGAAGAACUACAAAGUAAGUUUACCGUCAACACUGGUAUUGCAUACGAGAAGGAAGUUGCCGCUGCCGCUCUAUCAGAAUUGGCAAUUGCUUCUAGAGAACACUUCUUAGAAUAUGUCGAACCAUCAUUGAAGGUUUUGACUGAACAAGUUAACGAAUCCUACGGUUUGAAGGAAACUGCUUUGCAUUCUAUGUGGGCAAUUGUCAAGGCUGUUCUAUUGACUGCUAACUUGAAGGAAGGUGAGUAUCCAAAGGGUAUUCCAUCUGGAUCAUACGUUGAUGCCAGUGCCUUAGCCGUCAUCCAGUCUGUCAGAGAAGUAUCUUUGAACAAUGUGAUCGAAGAAGUUGAAACUUCUAUGGUCAUCAGUGUGUUCCAAGAUGUUGCUGAAAUGUUGAGAUUGUUCGGUCCAAUCAUCAUCAUGGACAACGGCAACUCUACUCAAUUGGACCAACUAUGCCGUGAAGUUUUGGCUGUGUUGAAGGGCGAACAUGCUUGUCAAACCAUUCACUUUGAGGAAGAUAUUCCUCAAGAUGAAGAUUUGGAUGCUUCUGAAACCGAAGCUACUUUGUUGGAUGUGGCUUUAGAUGUGUAUGUUGCUUUGGCUGCUAACCUAGUUGGUGGCUUUGCUCAAGUUUUCACUGCUGCCAAGCCAGUUAUCUUACAACUAUGCCAAUCAAAGUCUAAGAACAAGAGAUCCUUCGCUGUCGGUGCUCUUUCUGAAAUGGCUUUAGGUAUGAGAGAAGAAAACCCAUUCAUCCAAGAACUACUUGAAGCUUUGAUCAUUAGCUUGACUAGCGACAAGUCUCUAGAAGUUAGAUGCAACGCUUCUUACGGUAUCGGUCUAUUGAUCGAAUACUCUUCUUUCGACGUUUCAGCUGUAUACACUCCUGUUCUAAAGUCCUUGUACGAGAUAUUGAGUGUUGCUGACGAAAAGAACCUUGUUUCUGAGGAUGACGAAGCUACUAAGGAGAUCGUCGACAGAACUUUCUCCAACGUUUGUGGAUGUGUCGCAAGAAUGACCUUGAAGCACCAAAACUUGGUCCCAUUGGAGCACACUCUUCCAGCACUACUCAACCACUUACCAUUCAACACCGCUUUCGAGGAAUACGAUCCAAUUUUCAAGUUGUUCUUGAAGCUCUUCCAAGAACAAAACAGCAUUAUUGUCAAGGAAGCUCCAAAGGUGAUUGAAAUUUUCGGUACUGUCUUUGAAAAGGAAGCUGAAAGAAUCGAAUUGGAAACCAACUCCACUCUAGGUAGAGAAGAAAACUUAGAGAAGAGAAAACAAUUCCAAACUGAAGAAAUUAAGCAACAAGUUAUCGAAUUAUUGAAACAUUUGAAUCAACAAUUCAACGGUGCCGUUGCUCAAAACCCAGUUUUAGCCCAAGUAAUUGCUUGA